AUGGCAUCACAACGAACCAACUUCGAAAUUCCUAUAAACGAUGAAAAUGAUGUUUUACAAAUCACAGCGUUAGGUGCUGGUAAUGAAGUGGGAAGGUCUUGUCUAGUUAUACAGUACAAAGGAAAAACAAUAAUGCUUGAUGCGGGUAUCCACCCUGCAUAUACUGGAUUGGCUGCACUUCCAUUUUAUGAUGAAAUUGAUCCUGCUGCUGUUGAUGCUUUGCUUAUUAGUCAUUUUCACUUGGAUCAUGCCGCUUCUUUGCCAUACUUUUUGGAAAAGACAACCUUUCAAGGACGAGUGUUUAUGACACAUCCAACGAAGGCUAUUUAUAAAUGGUUAUUGUCUGACUUUGUAAGAGUAAGCAAUGUUGCAUUGGAUGAUAUGCUCUACGAUGAGCAAGAUCUUUUGCGCAGUUAUGAUAAGAUUGAAGCUGUAGAUUAUCAUCAAGAAGUAGAAUUUGAAGGAAUAAAGUUCACAAGCUAUAAUGCGGGUCAUGUUUUGGGUGCUGCUAUGUUUCUGAUUGAAAUUGCGGGCGUUAAGGCAUACUAUUCUCGGGAAGAAGAUAGACAUUUGAUGGCUGCCGAGCUUCCAUCAGUCAGAAUUGAUGUGUUGAUCACAGAAUCUACAUACGGAGUUCAGAGUCAUGAACCUAGAUUAGAAAAGGAAUCUAGAUUUACUGGUUUGGUUCAUGACAUUGUUCAACGUGGUGGUCGCUGCUUGAUGCCGGUAUUUGCGUUAGGUCGUGCCCAAGAGUUGCUCUUGAUUCUCGAUGAGUAUUGGAAAGCGCAUCCAGAAUUAGAAUCAGUGCCAAUUUAUUAUGCUUCAUCUCUAGCCAAAAAGUGUAUAGCCGUUUAUCAAACCUACAUUAACAUGAUGAAUGAAAAAAUUCGAAAGCAAUUUGCCAUAAACAAUCCUUUUAUCUUUAAUCAUAUCUCAAAUCUUAAAAACAUGGAUGAUUUUGAUGAUGUUGGGCCUUGUGUCAUGAUGGCUAGUCCUGGUAUGCUACAGAGUGGAUUAUCAAGAGAAUUAUUCGAAAGAUGGUGUCCAGAUAAACGAAAUGGCCUUGUUAUAACAGGAUAUUGUGUUGAAGGUACCUUGGCUCGGCAUGCCAUGACUGAACCGCCAGAAAUAGUUUCCAUGUCCGGUGCUACUAUUCCACUGAGAAUGUCCGUUAAUUAUGUUUCUUUCUCGGCUCAUGUUGAUUUUAUUCAGAAUAGUCAAUUUAUUGAUGAAAUUAAAGCCCCUCAUGUGGUUCUUGUGCACGGAGAAACAAAUUCUAUGGCUAGAUUGAAAUCCGCAUUACAGAGCAAGUUCGCCGAACGUGACGACAAAGUCAAGAUUUACUCACCAAAAAAUUGUGAACCCGUAAGAUUGUAUUUCAGAGGAGAAAAAUUAGCCAAAGCUAUAGGUCGCCUGGCCGCAAAGUAUCCGAUAGAAAAUCAAAUUGUGUCAGGAAUCAUAGUCUCCAAAGACUUUCAGUUUAAUAUUAUGGAUGCUAAUGAUCUCAAAGAUUUUUGUGGUAUCUCAACUUCGAAGAUUAUGCAAAAACCAACUAUUGCAUACAAUUCUUCUUUUUCAUUAUUGAAAUAUCAUCUUGAACAGAUGUUCGGAACUCUAGAGGAAACUUUGGAUAGUGAACAUGUUCCAACUUUAACGAUCUUAAACUCCAUUGAAGUGAAGCACAUUAGUAAGAGUCAACUUCGGCUAGAAUGGUCAAGUACAUCUAUGAACGAUAAGAUCGCUGAUUCUGUGAUCGCGGUGAUAUUAAAUAUUGAGAACAGUCCUGCCUCAGUAAAAAUCACAAGUCAUCCUCAUCACACUCAUGCCGAAGAAAAUUACAAUAACAUGAUGGUUGAUGAUAACAUAAAUUUUAACGAGAAAGAUCCCAAAAAUAUAGAAAAUUUGACAGAUACAAUUUCACAAUCACGAAUCUUUGCCGUCGUAAAUUAUUUGAAAAACCAAUUCGGUGAAGCGAUUAACAAAGAAAAUUCUGAGAGUGAAAUUAUAGUCAAGAAACCUGUACAGAGUAAAGAAAAAAAAUGA
Messenger RNA from Funneliformis caledonium, 2043 nucleotides. The record is from the annotation of a GenBank genome assembly. Lineage: Eukaryota; Fungi; Glomeromycota; Glomeromycetes; Glomerales; Glomeraceae.